AUAGGAAGGAAAUAGAUUAGAAUAGGAAUGAAAUAUAUAUUCUAUAUUCAAUAUAUUCAAAAUAAAAAUUCGAAUUCUAUUUGUAUAAAAAAAAAAAAUAGAAUUCGAAUUCAAUAUAAGAUUAUUUAUAUAGUUUCGAAUAGGUCAUUCGUUCAUUUUCUUUCUAUCUUUUUUUUUAGUUUUAGAAUAUUCUAUAUUCUAUAUUGAGAUUGUCGUAAUGACAAUCAAAUUUUCUAUACAUAUAGAAAGUAUUAUUCUAUUCUCAUAUUCAAUAUUAGAUAUUUUAUUGAAUCAAAAAAUAAAAAAUCAAAAAACGGGAGCACGUUGAUUAUAUGGAAAGGAAGGAGUAAAAAUCGAUCGUGGGUAAAGAUACUAUCGCUGAUAUACUAACCUUGAUACGCAAUGCUGACAUGAAUAGAAAAAGAACUGUUCAAAUACCACUUACUAAUAUCACCGAAAACAUUGUAAAAAUUCUUUUACGAGAGGGUUUUGUUGAAAACGUCAGAAAACAUCGAGAAAGCAACAAAUACUUUUUAGUUUUAACUCUACGGUAUAGAAGAAAUAGGAAAGGAUCAUAUAAAAGUUUUUUAAAUUUAAAAAGGAUUAGUACACCUGGUCUACGAAUCUAUUCUAACUAUCCCAAAAUUCCGAAAGUUUUAGGAGGGAUGGGGAUUGUAAUUCUUUCUACUUCUAGGGGUAUAAUGACAGAUCGAGAGGCUCGAUUAGAAAAAAUAGGGGGGGAAAUUUUCUGUUAUAUAUGGUAAUCAUCAUAGUUUUGCCCAUAUCUGAAUUAUAUGAAAACUGGAUAUCUCAAUUAGCGCUACAAGAACUUAGCGAAGAAAUUUUGACGAUGAUGAGCGAAAUAGAUAAAACGUAUAUUGUUUUAUUAAAGAUUAAAUUCAUCAACAACGUAUGAUCAUUACCAUAAACGUAUGAUCAUCGUGUUAUUCUAUUCCACCUCUUAGAAAUUAGAACUACUAAACAAUCCGGAGAUAUAUGAUACUAAUAAGAUAUAUGAUAAUAAUAUAUAUCAAAAUAUUACUUUUUGAGAUUUCUCAAUUGAAUCAAAAAUGGAUAUCUGAAUUCGGGGGAAAACUUGACAAAGACAUUAUUAUUAGGGUGAAUAAGGAACUAGCGGAAAUAGAUAAGGAACUAGCGGAAACAGAUAAGGAAGUAGGGAAAACAUAUCUUGUAGCAUUAUUCUGGGAUGAAGAUUAAAUUCAUCAACAACGAGGGUAUGUUGCAGGGUGCUUUAGAGAAAUAGAAUUCAAAUAAGAUUCUAGGCUAUAUUUCCAAAAAGACUUACUGGAUACGACCGGUAAAGGAAAAAAUGGAAGUAUAGCUGACUCAAUCCGAUUAAUUUUUGAACUUGAACAUAUUUUUUAGGAGUAACAAUUUGAAGUUCAAAAUGUAAGGAAACCCUAUUUUCUUCCAAUAUAUAAAUUCGGAAUUCAAUUGAAUUUCUAAGGAGUUAAAAAUAUGAAAGUGGCGGCCUCUGUUCGUAAAAUUUGUGAAAAAUGUCGAUUGAUCCGUAGGCGAGGUCGACUUCUAGUAAUUUGUUCCAAUCCAAAACAUAAACAAAGACAAGGAUAAUAUUCAAAGAAAAAAGGGCUUUCUAUUAAUAAGAUUUUGUAUUUGAAUAGAAUUCAAAUACAAAAUCUUAUUAAUAUUCCAUUUUCUUAAAUACUUAAUAAUUCGAAUCUAGUCUAUAGUUAUAAGUAUUCUAAUAACAUAGAAUUGCUUAUUGCUUGAUAUUUUAAAAAAGGUAUUCUAUAUGAAUCGAAUUAUCGAAUAAAUAUAGAAUAACUAGAUAGAAAAUAGUAAAGAAUCCUUUUUGAGAGGAAAUGGAUAUAUCCAUAUAUUUCGGACUUAUAUUUUUUUUCAAAUAAAAAAAAUGGCAAAAUCUAUACCAAAAAUUGGUUCACGGAAAACUGGACGUAUUGGUUCGCGUAAGCAUCCUCGUAAAAUACCAAAGGGGGUUAUUUAUAUUCAAGCUAGUUUCAACAAUACCAUUGUGACUGUUACAGAUGUACGAGGUCGGGUGAUUUCUUGGUCCUCCGCCGGUUCAUGUGGAUUCAAGGGUACACGAAGGGGGACACCAUUUGCCGCUCAAACCGCAGCGGGAAAUGCUAUUCAAACAGUAGUCGAGCAAGGCAUGCAACGAGCAGAAGUAAGGAUAAAGGGUCCGGGUCUAGGAAGAGAUGCGGCAUUAAGAGCUAUUUAUAGAAGUGGGAUACUAUUAAAGGUUAUACGGGAUGUAACCCCUCUGCCACAUAAUGGAUGUCGGGCUCCUAAAAAAAGACAAAAACUAAAAGUAUCGACUCAGACACUACAGUGGAAGUGUGUUGAAUCAAGGGUAGACAGUAAGCGUCUUUAUUAUGGACGCUUUAUUCUGUCUCCACUUAUGAAAGGUCAAGCAGAUACAAUAGGCAUUACAAUGCGAAGAAUUUUGCUCGGAGAAAUAGAGGGAACAUGUAUCACACGUGCAAAAUCUGAGAAAAUACCACAUGAAUAUUCUACCAUAGUAGGUAUUCAAGAAUCAAUACAUGAAAUUUUAAUGAAUUUGAAAGAAAUUGUAUUGAGAAGUAAUCUGUAUGGAACUCGGGAGGCGUCUAUUUGUUUCAAAGGUCCUGGAUAUGUAACUGCUCAAGACAUCAUUUUACCACCUUCGGUGGAAGUCAUUGAUAAUACACAACAUAUAGCUAACCUAACAGAACCUAUUAAUUUGUGUAUUGAAUUACAAAUUGAGAGAAAGCGGGGAUAUCGUAUAAAAACACUAAACAACAUUCAAGAUGGAAGUUAUACUAUAGAUGCUGUAUUCAUGCCUGUUAGAAAUGCAAAUCAUAGUAUCCAUUCUUAUGUGAAUGGAAAUCAAAAACAAGAGAUACUAUUUCUGGAAAUAUGGACAAAUGGAAGUUUAACUCCUAAGGAAGCACUUUAUGAAGCCUCCCGGAAUUUGAUUGAUUUAUUUAUUCCUUUUUUACAUGCAGAAGAAGAAAACUUAAAUUUUGAAAACAAUCAACACAAAAUGACUUUGCCCCUUUUUACUUUUCAUGAUCAUGAUAGAUUCGUUAAGGAUAAACUAAGGAAAAAUCAAAAAGAAAUUACAUUGAAAUCCAUUUUUAUUGACCAAUUAGAAUUGCCUCCCCGGAUCUAUAAUUGUCUUAAAAAGUCCAAUAUACAUACAGUAUUGGAACUUUUGAAUAAGAGUCAAGAAGACCUUAUGAAAAUUGAACAUUUUCGAGUAGAAGAUUUAAAAUUUAUAUUAAACAUUUUACAAAUCGAAAAUCAUUUUGUAUAA
Molecule: messenger RNA, 3301 nt
Organism: Lathyrus oleraceus (garden pea)
Lineage: Eukaryota; Viridiplantae; Streptophyta; Magnoliopsida; Fabales; Fabaceae
Product: DNA-directed RNA polymerase subunit alpha
Exons: 2
Coding region: 1895-3301 (468 amino acids)
Biological process (GO): translation; DNA-templated transcription
Cellular component (GO): ribosome
Molecular function (GO): DNA-directed RNA polymerase activity; structural constituent of ribosome; DNA binding
Source: RefSeq, a predicted model, not a curated record